CGUAGAUAUUAGGCUUGGAUUUACACGAUGCGGCCAGCUGGAAGCCGCUGCAGGUUUGCCCUCUCGCACCCACUACCACCACUAUGAAGCGGAUCCUCCACACUCUACUGCACCAGCUCACCCUACAUACACACCUACAUGCCCACCACCUCACGUGGUUUGGCUCGUCUAUACUACCUACUAAUACUACUAGUAGUAAGCGAUCAACGAGCGAGCGACUGAGGUGUGUGUGUAUGGGCUACCGCAUAUACAUACAUCUAAAAAACGAGAUCAGCAUCAUGGGGUGGAAAUCGAAAAGUGGAUGGAUGACCACGGAAAGUCGCAUAUAGUAAAGACGGAUUACAUAGGUCCAGUGGUCCACGCCCGUCGCCCAAGUUUACGCUCGCGGCAGCAUCGUAACUACUAUAGGCAUGCGCGGUAAUGUGGGUGGAUGGCCUCAUAGGUAGAUGGAUGGUCUCAUAGAUGGAUGGUCUCAUGGAUGGGUGCGUGGAUGGAUGCGUGAAUGCGAACGGACUGACGGCGGAAGCCGCUACCUCGCUCGGGCGAGAAUCACAGAAUCACUGGUUGGGUUUUUCGUAUUCGCACUCGUUCCGUUCUCCGUUUUCCCUUCUGGUACAUUCAUGCGUAAAUAAGAACUUAGAUAGGUAGUGGUAGGUAGUGGUAGGUAGUUGUAGG
Molecule: messenger RNA, 675 nt
Organism: Tricharina praecox
Lineage: Eukaryota; Fungi; Ascomycota; Pezizomycetes; Pezizales; Pyronemataceae
Exons: 1
Coding region: 84-329 (81 amino acids)
Source: RefSeq, a predicted model, not a curated record